AGCAAAAUGGAGGGACUCCACAAGAAGGGGGCAGGAUACACAGAUUUUGCCUAUCGAGAGGCAGUGUCUAAGCUAAGAUAUCUUCUGGCUGAGUCAUAUACUCCUUCCACAGGGUUCUCAAAAUACUCUUUGGGUCACUACCACCCGUUCCUGCCAGGAGAUGGGAGUAUAAUUCCGUCAACGCCACGACCUGCAAUCGUCCUCAAGAAACCCGAUGCAGAUUCCCAGCCUACUCCAGAGCUAAUGUCUUUUGUCCAGCGCCAAGAGGAGUAUAUAGAGCAAUUGGAGAAAGAAUCGCAAUAUUGUCGGGAAGAGCUAUCAAAUUUAAUGGGCAAAGUGAAGGAAGUAAUAACUGAAAACGAGGGUUUACAUGAGAAACGAAAGGCCGGAAUGUUGCAAUAUUUUUUGGACAGCUUUGAAGAUGACGACGAUGAUGAUGAUGAUGCUAGUUCAGAGGACAAGGUGGAAUCUCGAAGUAGAAAGAAGCCGUUGGUGGGACCAAGUAUUAUUUUUGAGUCUCGUAUUAGUGAGUUGGAGGCACAACUGACACAGACAAAGAUGGAUCUCAAGAAGGCGGUGGAAGAAGCAGAAACUCUACGGAAGAAGAUGUCAGAACAAGGACUUUCAUUGAUGUCCUAUCUUCCCCAAGCCCAGGCGUCUGAAUCAGAGCUGUAUAAACAGAUUGAAGCGUUGCAGAGGGAAAGGGAGGAGUUGAAUGAUAUGAUCAACAAACUUCACGGAACCGUGGCUCAACUACGAGAGAAGGAAGCAAACACUUCACAGAAGCUCAAGAGAAGUCUCGACGCUGUGGACCAAGCGCAGUUUGAGAAGAAUCAGUGUGAAAUGGAAAUGCGCCGGCUGAAAAAUGAAUUAGAACGAAUGAACGAGAAACAGCGAGAAAGUCUGGGAGAGCACAAUAGACGAUUGGCUGAGGUGGAAAGACGAUAUACGAACCAAACUGAACAGCUGAGCGCGGACUUGUCUGCCCAAUGGGAGAACUCUACAAAGUUGAGUCUUGACUUGGAGAAACAAAGAAGAACAGAGUCAGAACUUAGAAGAGAGCUUGUCCAACGGAACGCUACAAUUGAUGAACUCAAGAAAGAAUUGAAUACAAAGACCACUUGCAGAGUAAGAGUGUCGACUGUUUCACAAGGCGCACUGCAGAGUGAACUGCUGGCGUCGUCCGCGGACCGAGACAGCCUCGCGCAGGAGGCAGCUAGUCUGCGGCUGGCGGUGGAGAGGGCUGAGCGGACGUCACGACAAGAGACUGCGCGGCUGCAAGCGGAGGUCACCAGUCUACGGCAGCGACUGGACCGGGCGGACGCUGACUUGCUGCAUGCGCGAAAGGAAAACCUGCGGCUCACCGAGCAGAUCGCCUCUCUCGAGAAGGAGCUACACUUGACCAAACUCACUCAUGAUGGUGGAGAAAAUGAGAUAUUGAAGGAUUCUAAGAGAGAGAAAGAGCUAACAUCAAUGAUUCUUGACAUGGACGCCAAGCAUGUCCAAAAUAUCGCAGAGCUUGAGGGUAUGAUUCAGUCGCAGGCACAACUAGUGGACAAACUAAAGGACGAGUGUCAUUCCUUGACUGAGAAACUAGAGGACACAUCGAUGAGGCACAAAGAGACUCGCAACAGUUUGAGAGAGGAGAACGAGAAGCUACUAGGUCGUCUGGCGUCGGUGUGGGAGAGCUGUAAGGAGCUCCACCUGCUGUGUACACAGUACGGACUGGCUGUGCCGUCGCUGGGCUACGAGCCUGAACUGCAGAUGACGGAAUGGUGGGGGAAUAUGAACAGUCGCAGUAUGCCGAACAGCCCGCGGAGGGUUGAUGACUUCCCCCUCUCUCUGCAAGAUCUGUCCCUUCCAAAACUAUAUCUAUGAUACUCCCUCCUUACUGUAACUCAAUCGCUUUGUGUCCCCCACUCCCAACCCAGACACUAUAUCUAAAAUUUCCCUUCUUUAUUGUCCCUCACCCAAUAAGUUU
Macrosteles quadrilineatus (aster leafhopper) is the source of this 1981-nucleotide messenger RNA. RefSeq names its product serologically defined colon cancer antigen 8 homolog. The transcript is spliced from 12 exons. Gene Ontology annotation, cellular component: centrosome; centriole. Lineage: Eukaryota; Metazoa; Arthropoda; Insecta; Hemiptera; Cicadellidae. The record is from RefSeq and is a predicted model, not a curated record. Gene Ontology annotation, biological process: establishment of cell polarity; tube formation; centrosome cycle. Bases 7 to 1878 code for a protein of 623 amino acids.